Umbelopsis ramanniana AG is the source of this 1064-nucleotide messenger RNA. RefSeq lists its product as uncharacterized. The transcript is spliced from 2 exons. The record is from RefSeq and is a predicted model, not a curated record. Bases 74 to 979 code for a protein of 301 amino acids. NCBI's taxonomy places the organism in Eukaryota, Fungi, Mucoromycota, Umbelopsidomycetes, Umbelopsidales, Umbelopsidaceae.
CCCAUCUCUUCUCUUCUCUUUCAACCCUUCCUCAUCCUUUAUUUUUAAACCGUAGCGCAGGUCGCCACAGCCCAUGAAGUUUCUAUAUAUCCUAUCCGCAUCCGUGCUUUUGCAUCAAGCCGCUGUGCGCGCUAGUUACCAAGCAACAGCCGGAAGUUGCCCCAAUACCUAUGAAGCUCAAGCAGGCGAUACAUGCCCCACCAUUGCUACUCGAUUUAAGACCACCACCAACUCUCUCGAAGCGUGGAAUCCCAAUUUCGAUUGCAAUAGUCUAGCAGCCAAUGACAUCCUCUGUAUUUCGGCACCUUACAACCUACCCUCCACCGCCGUUUCAACCACCGCCGCGUCAGCUACUACCAGCGCAGCCGCCAUUCCCACUGCCCACCCUCAUGGCAUGACGAUCACCUUGAACAGCGCAAAGGACUUUUGUCUAUUCUUACCUCCCAAAGCUGGCGGUGAUGUAGCCUCAAGUGAGAAGACAGCUCGUACUUUCUGUACAUCCAAGCAAAAGAACGCUCCUGGCGCCAAAUUGUUCCCUGAUGGAUUGAUUUUGUCCUCCCAUUUCGUCCACAACAAAACCGCCGACUAUGUUCAAAUCACAGGUCUCAUGAAUCCUACCGCUUACAAUAUGUCGCUGAAAGACGAAGGUGGCCAAUUCGAUGUCAAAAGUCCGCACGGAGCCGUGUGUGCUGGCUAUGCAGCCUUCUUAGCCAUUGUGGAACCCGCUCAAGGUGACUACUGUGUCCGAUGCUGUAAUACCAACACCAAGGAAUUAUGUACCACUGGAAGAUCGCAAGAUGGUUGCUGGAACCUUAUCAAGGGCAACUACGGCGGUCCCAAGGUCAAUUAUGGUCAGUCCUCAGCUCACUCCACGGCCAGCCACAAGAAGACUUCUAGCGUAAAGCACAGCCAAAAGAAGACCACUCACAAGACCACUCACCAUGCCGCUGCCACUCCCGCUCCUGGAUAUGUUAUGUAAAAGUAGCGGUAUAUUUUUUAAAAAAAGUGCUCUAGUAAAAGUCACGGUGAAUGCUUUCAGCAAUACUUAGGCUACUGUUUGCCUG